Aspergillus puulaauensis is the source of this 900-nucleotide messenger RNA. Its product is annotated as DODA-type extradiol aromatic ring-opening family dioxygenase. Lineage: Eukaryota; Fungi; Ascomycota; Eurotiomycetes; Eurotiales; Aspergillaceae. The record is from RefSeq and is a predicted model, not a curated record. Gene Ontology annotation, molecular function: oxidoreductase activity, acting on single donors with incorporation of molecular oxygen; zinc ion binding; ferrous iron binding. Bases 1 to 900 code for a protein of 299 amino acids. The transcript is spliced from 5 exons.
AUGCCUUCUACUGUUGUACCCGCCAAGCCUCUGCCGGUUUAUUAUAUCGGACAUGCUGGCGUUGGGCUGCUUUUCGACGACCGCCCUGUCACCCAGUCGGCGCGUGUUAACUUGAGGGAAAUAGGGGAAGAAAUCCUUUCUCUCUCUCCGCGCCCAAAAGCUGUCAUUACUUUCAGUGGUCACUUUGAAGCGGGCGAGAUUCAUGGGCCGGGUGUAAUCGAGGUCAACGUCAAAAAUAAUACAUAUAUUCAACACGACUUCGUCAACGACUUCCACGACUCCAGACCGUCAGUUUAUGAAUAUGACUGGCCUCAUCAAGACGCCCCAGAGCUAGCAGCAGAAGUAUGGCAGCACCUGCGCAAAGCGCAGAUCAAGUCAAAGCGCGUGGAACGAGGCGUUGACCACGGUAUAUGGGUGCCCUUCAAGGUCAUGUUUCCGGAGGAGAGGCCAUUAGAUAUCCCCUUGAUCCAGGUUUCUACGUUUCAUGGCUACGACCUAGCCAGCCAGAUUCGUCUGGGCGAGGCAGUCCAUUCAUUACGCAACGAUGGCUAUCUCAUCAUAGGUUCAGGCAUGGCUGUCCACUCCUUCGCUUCUAUCCAGGAGAUCGCCGAUGCACCAGACGAGGAGGAAAGGAAGGUCACCCGAUCCAAGGUCCUUGCUGAAUCUCGAUCCUUCGAUACCCAUCUGAGGCAGGCAGUGACGAAGAAGAAUGCGAAGGAGAGGAGGGAGGCUCUGCUGAAUUUGGAAGGCCUGUACGAGUUCCGGCGCUCUCAUCCGACUGUUGAGCACUUCACGCCCCUUCUGGUCGCUGCUGGGGCGGCUGGAGACGCAGAGGUGUUGCCGCUAGGCGUGGACUUGGUCGAGCCAGGAAUGUCUUAUCUUAAUUUGCGUUUUUCAUAG